Molecule: messenger RNA, 3157 nt
Organism: Arabidopsis arenosa
Lineage: Eukaryota; Viridiplantae; Streptophyta; Magnoliopsida; Brassicales; Brassicaceae
Source: the annotation of a GenBank genome assembly
AACUUCUUAGAUUGUUCAAUCACUGGACUCACUAAUCCCCUGGUGAUUCAUAUUCUGUUGCCAUUCAUUACUUGGACAGUAGCAAUUGAGAUUUCUCACUUUUUGUCUUUGACUACACUGCAGUGUUCAUUCAGUUCUUCAAGUCUUCUUUAAGCUUUGAAGAAAUUAAUACAGCUUUUGGCAUUGGAGAUUUCAGAAAGCUGCGUGAUCUGUAUCUAAAAAACUGACAAGUUCUAUGUUGUGGUGGGAGAUUCGGAUGAGAUGAGGGAUGCUAUCUGGGUUGAUGAAUUUUCUGAAUGCCUGUCUCUGGCCACGGUCAGAUCACCAGGCACGUUCAGCCUCAGACUCUGGCGGCCGCCAAGAGGGUUUGCUCUGGUAUAGAGACUCCGGUCAGCACGUCUUUGGUGACUUCUCCAUGGCCGUCGUUCAAGCCAACAGCUUGCUCGAGGACCAGAGCCAGCUCGAGUCUGGCUCUCUUAGCUCCCACGACUCUGGUCCCUGUGGCACCUUUGUUGGCGUCUACGACGGCCACGGUGGCCCUGAGACAUCUCGCUUCAUCAAUGAUCAUAUGUUCCACCACCUCAAGAGGUUUACUGCAGAGCAACAGUGUAUGUCAUCAGAGGUGAUUAAAAAAGCGUUCCAAGCGACUGAAGAAGGGUUCUUAUCCAUAGUUACAAAUCAAUUUCAAACUAGACCUCAGAUAGCCACUGUGGGGUCAUGCUGUCUUGUAAGUGUCAUCUGCGAUGGGAAGCUCUACGUGGCCAACGCAGGGGACUCACGGGCUGUGCUGGGACAAGUCAUGAGGGUAACCGGUGAAGCUCAUGCCACUCAGCUCUCAGCCGAGCACAACGCAUCUAUUGAGUCAGUGAGACGGGAACUUCAAGCCCUGCAUCCGGAUCAUCCGGAUAUUGUGGUUCUGAAACAUAACGUCUGGCGAGUAAAAGGCAUCAUUCAGGUUUCAAGAUCCAUUGGUGAUGUGUAUUUGAAACGGUCAGAGUUCAACAGGGAACCGCUGUAUGCAAAAUUCAGGCUCAGGUCACCGUUCAGCAAACCAUUACUGAGUGCAGAGCCGGCGAUCACGGUGCAUACGCUGGAGCCGCACGAUCAGUUCAUUAUAUGUGCUUCAGAUGGACUGUGGGAACAUAUGAGUAACCAAGAAGCAGUAGACAUCGUCCAGAAUCAUCCGCGAAACGGGAUUGCAAAGCGGCUGGUGAAAGUAGCGCUACAAGAAGCGGCAAAGAAGAGAGAGAUGAGAUACUCAGACCUGAAAAAGAUAGACAGAGGAGUGAGGAGACAUUUCCACGAUGACAUAACAGUGAUUGUUGUCUUCUUUGAUACAAACCUAGUGAGCAGAGGAAGCUUGUUGAGAGGACCGGCGGUGUCAGUGAGAGGAGCGGAUCUUAAAAUGGGUGCUGCUGAAAACAACCUUGAAAUGGAGGAGGGUACCCUGGAGAUCGGCAUGGAGUAUAGAACUGUCUCUGGUGUUGCCGGCCCUCUCGUCAUCCUUGAAAAAGUCAAGGGCCCUAAAUACCAAGAAAUUGUCAAUAUCCGCCUUGGGGAUGGAACUACCCGACGUGGUCAAGUUCUCGAAGUUGAUGGAGAGAAAGCUGUUGUUCAGGUAUUUGAGGGAACAUCUGGAAUUGACAACAAGUACACAACUGUGCAAUUUACAGGAGAGGUUUUGAAAACUCCUGUUUCUUUGGAUAUGCUUGGUCGCAUCUUCAAUGGUUCAGGGAAGCCCAUUGACAAUGGUCCACCUAUAUUGCCUGAGGCGUACUUGGAUAUUUCUGGAAGUUCUAUCAAUCCCAGUGAGAGAACCUAUCCUGAAGAGAUGAUUCAGACCGGGAUAUCCACCAUUGAUGUCAUGAACUCUAUCGCUAGAGGACAGAAGAUUCCCCUCUUUUCUGCUGCAGGUCUUCCCCACAAUGAAAUUGCUGCUCAGAUUUGCCGUCAGGCUGGUUUGGUUAAGCGUUUAGAGAAGUCGGAUAAUCUUCUCGAGCACCAAGAGGAUGAUAACUUCGCCAUUGUGUUCGCAGCAAUGGGUGUGAACAUGGAGACUGCGCAAUUUUUUAAACGUGAUUUCGAGGAGAAUGGGUCGAUGGAGAGAGUGACUCUUUUCCUUAACUUGGCAAGUCUCACAGCAAACGACCCCACUAUUGAGCGUAUCAUCACUCCUCGUAUUGCUCUUACAACGGCUGAGUACUUGGCAUAUGAAUGUGGCAAGCAUGUCCUUGUCAUUCUCACAGACAUGAGUUCCUACGCUGAUGCUCUUCGUGAGGUCUCUGCUGCCCGUGAAGAAGUGCCUGGAAGGCGUGGUUACCCAGGUUACAUGUACACCGACUUGGCUACCAUAUACGAGAGAGCGGGGCGAAUUGAGGGGAGGAAAGGUUCCAUCACUCAAAUUCCCAUUUUAACCAUGCCAAACGAUGAUAUCACACAUCCCACACCGGAUCUGACAGGAUACAUUACAGAGGGCCAAAUCUAUAUUGACCGACAACUUCACAAUAGACAGAUAUACCCUCCGAUCAAUGUCUUGCCAUCUCUGUCUCGUCUCAUGAAGAGUGCCAUUGGUGAGGGUAUGACUCGCAGGGACCACUCUGAUGUUUCUAAUCAAUUGUAUGCCAACUACGCUAUUGGAAAGGAUGUCCAGGCCAUGAAAGCCGUGGUUGGAGAAGAAGCUCUUUCUUCCGAGGAUCUGCUAUAUCUGGAGUUCUUGGACAAGUUCGAGAGGAAGUUUGUGGCUCAGGGAGCUUACGAUACCCGGAAUAUCUUCCAGUCACUCGACCUGGCAUGGACACUCCUGCGAAUCUUCCCCCGUGAGUUGCUUCACCGUAUACCCGCGAAAACCCUUGAUCAGUUUUACAGCCGCGACACCACCAACUGAAAGACAUAGUUUCUACUGCGUUGGUGUGAUGAUAUGUCCAAAUGCAUCUUUGUUUUUUACUUCUGCGGUUGGUUCGCACCUCUGUGUCUUCCGUCCCAAUAAAUGGUGUUUGUUCCCAAUCGCUAGACCCUUUAUUAUUGUCUUCGAAACUGAGCAAGCCAGGUUGGUUAUUCUUUUUGAAAGAGAGAAUGAGAUUCUUGUGUAAUUUAUGAGAUUUUUAUUUUCUUUUAGGACCAAAUUACUGGUUCAGAACAAUAUACAUUUGUUUGUCUU